UGAAUUUCACUUUUAAUAUUUUCUCUUUUUCUCUCUCAUUCCACCAUCUACCAUUUCCUAUCCAUCCUUCAUCCUUAAAGCUUUUUCUAUCAUAUAUGCUAUGGAUAACCCAGAGUUUGGAAGAGAACAUUCAGCUUCGGCCCCAAGUGGGGAUGGUCCGCCUCGGCCGGCAAUAACCCAGGAUCAGCUAUGGCUCGUGCUUCUCAGGGUUCGCGGUGAAGCCGCCGCACAAGAAGACCAGAGGAGUGACGCGUCUUCUCAUCAUACUUCGUCAUCAGGUCAAUCAUCUUACGAUAUUACAGCUGCAACCGAAGAGGACACCGAGCACUUUGAGGAGGAUGAAGGCGAAGACGAUGAGGGCCAUGAUUUUGAGGACCAUGAUUUUGAGGACCAUGAUUUUGAGGACCAUGAUUUUGAGGAUCAUGAUUUUGAGGGCAUCGAGGGGGACGAUAUAGAGCAAGAAGAACUAGACGAGGAAGAAGAAUUCCUCAACGACGAGGCCGCAUUCGACGCGUCCCUAGUUGGUUUGAAGGAAAUCAGCAACCUGGCUAGUUUCACCGUCAGCAGCUACAAACCUGGCUGUGGCGUUAAGGAGCUGCGAGAUGACGAUGUCAAUCAUUACUGGCAGUCUGACGGGCCUCAGCCCCACCGAUUAAAUAUUCAUUUCAUCAAGCGCGUAGAGAUACGCAAGCUCAGACUCUACCUGGAUUACGAGCUUGACGAGAGCUACACGCCCACCAAGAUCCAGAUCACGGCCGGAUUUAGUCCGAACAUGACUAUACCGUAUGUGAUGAUGGAGUUUAACCAACCCAAAGGCUGGGCCGACGUACCUAUCGAGGGAGCCGGCGGCGGACAUGAUGGCAACUCGCUGUGCUGCUGGUUUGUCCGAGUUAUCGUUCUCGAGAACCACCAGAACGGGAAGGACACGCACAUACGCGGGGUGGAAGUGUACGCCCUGGACGACAGCGCCGACACCGCGGAGAACAACCCCGUCGAAGACAUGGUCGAAGCAAUCGAUGAUUACCGCGAUAGGAUGGCGGCCAUGAACAUUCACGACCACGACGAAGAGGCGAUAUCGAAGCUCGCUGCCGACAAGCGAGAGCGGAAGGCGAAGUCUAGAAAGUAUACCCCUGGCGACGGCGGACUGAGCAUCCCCGACUUCAUGCGAGAGCCGGAAAUUCGUUGAGGGCGUGUGGCAGCGAGUUGUUUAGCAGGAUCGCAUAUCGAAGCACUUAGGCGUUCUGGAAUACUGGUUUAUAACUUACGAUACCCCGUGGCUAUUACGAUUUCUUAUUGCAUUGAAAGGAAGCAUAUCUCGCACUACGAGAGGUUAUUCGUUAGCAUAUGACAAGCUGGUAAUCGGCUUCUAAUUACACAUUUCCUUUCAACUUUCCUGUUUAUGACGAGGUAAAUAACAUUAGGUACCUUUUUGGACCCCCGGCUCUGAGUUUACG
Messenger RNA from Daldinia caldariorum, 1454 nucleotides. Its product is annotated as APC10-domain-containing protein. Gene Ontology annotation, cellular component: anaphase-promoting complex. The coding region runs from base 101 to 1186 and encodes 361 amino acids. The transcript has 2 exons. The record is from RefSeq and is a predicted model, not a curated record. NCBI's taxonomy places the organism in Eukaryota, Fungi, Ascomycota, Sordariomycetes, Xylariales, Hypoxylaceae. Gene Ontology annotation, biological process: protein K11-linked ubiquitination; anaphase-promoting complex-dependent catabolic process.